Hermetia illucens (black soldier fly) is the source of this 4116-nucleotide messenger RNA. RefSeq names its product probable RNA helicase armi (gene armi). NCBI's taxonomy places the organism in Eukaryota, Metazoa, Arthropoda, Insecta, Diptera, Stratiomyidae. The record is from RefSeq and is a predicted model, not a curated record. Gene Ontology annotation, molecular function: helicase activity. The transcript has 8 exons. The coding region runs from base 542 to 3985 and encodes 1147 amino acids.
CACUCGUCUGUUUUCGCAUUCUCUCUGAAAUUCCGCGGCACCGGUAGGGAUCUGUCAAUUGCUUGUCUGGUGAAGGAAAAAAGUUGUAUUUCGUGGGGAAAGGAGUUACCGAGCACACUAGGCGGUUUAGUGUAUGCGGAAAACUAAGUUACAUUACCUAGAGUCCAUCAUCGGGCAUAAUGUCCAACAGUGGUGAACGCAGCACGGCCCCAGAGACAAUAAUCGAGGAGUUUGAGUACAAGGCAACUCCAGCUUUUGCUGAGAACUGUGACAAGACCUUUUCUCGAUUUAAGUUCAGCGCGUUCGCAGAAGUAGGAGCGAAGGGCCUGCAGAACGAGAAUCACGCCAAACGCAUCGUUUUGAUGCGCAAGGAGUUCCUGCACUUCAUCAAGGAAACUGAGUGGCAAUAUGAGCCGGUAGAGAAGCGCGUGGGACAGCCUUAAACCGUGCACUACCGUCUUUCAUCGUAAACCAAAGCACAUCCGUUCUAGUUUUACUUAUGCACUUUUGAAUUAUUUGACGCAAUCGCAACGACGACAAAAUGUUUUCAAUUGUAUCGAAAAUUUUCACCUACUUUAGUUACGCAAAUGAGCGGAAGGAGUGUGAGAAGAAGUUGGAAGCGGUUCUAUUGGAAUUGGAGGAUGAGGAGCGGAAGGAGAAAUUGGUUGGGACUAAGCCCGAGCAGUCAGCGAAGAAGGAAGAACUUACGGAGAAAAAUUGCUUCAGAAAACAAGGUACGAUAACAUCGUUGCAGAGUGACCAUGGGAUCAUCGAUAAAACUCUUCUGUUUGAUAUGAGUGCAGCCAAAAAUGUUUCCGAAUUGCGAGUAGGAUUCUGUGUGCAGUACUUGGGAUAUCAAGCCGCUGACAGUGAUUAUAUUAAAAUUGUUCGUAUAGAACGAAUCCUCAACGAUUAUUGGGAUGUCAACGCCGAUAAUGAACAGCAACAUGCAGAAGCAGGGCCGCAAACCUUCGAUGAUCCGGAAUACUUCAACACGCAUCAACGCAGUUUCUUAGGUCAAGUUUUCAGUCGCAACGAGAAUUUCAUAACUGUCGACACAGAUUAUGACAAAAUUGACAUAGAUUUGGACACCGUUACCAUUGACUAUAAUCUACAACUUGGCGAUCGGGUGUAUUUGACAUGCAAUGUCCAAACUGAUCAAACAUUCGUGGACUCCACUGGCGAAAUUUUGGAAGUAGUCACCAUUCACGCUGCACGCUCGAAAAAAGUCAUGGGAACAAUCACAUCCUUGUACCAAAACGAACAAUGGGGUUUGGUGAACAAUGAAUUUUUCUUUUCGUUCGACAUUCUUCCAUCCAAUUAUAUUCCGGAGAGGGAUGAUCGCGUUAGUGUACAAGUAGUUGAAAGCGAAAGGGGAAAGUUCAUUUGGCGCUGCACAAGUAUAUUGCUUCUGGAUAAACGUACAGAAAAACCUGUAAAAAUUGAGUCGGAUGCGAAACUCCUUCAGAACAAGGGGGGAAUCGUUGUAACCGAUAACUUCCAAUUCCGCUUUAGAACUUUAAAUGAGAAGAAAGUCGGUGAGCUGAUAAUGAAGAACGAAGGAGAUGAAGAACGUACACUUAAAAGAAUGUGUUUUCUUGGCAAAAAAUGUCAGUCGCAGUUAAAUUUGAUUGAACCAAAAUUAAAUGAACAGUUUACGUUGAAGCCAGGUGAAUCGAAAGUGUUCCGCAUAACUGCACGAUCUCAAAUAUUUGGAUACAGUAGAGAAAUAUUUUUAUUCAGUUUCGAGAAAUUCAAGAUAGCUCGGGAAAUUUUAAUCGAAGUAGGAGAAGGAGACGAACUUGCCCAAUCGCGGAAAAACGGUCAAAAAGAGAAGCAAAAUAAAUUUUAUAAGAAGGACUAUAGCUACGCACACCAAGUUUGGACGCAAAGAUCACAUUUUGUUCCCGGUGUGCAUACUUUGGAGAAACCAAAAUUUGUUGCCAACAGGAUCGGAAUAUUUGAGUGCCCUGAGAGACUGCGAAAUGCUGUCUUAACUUCCAAGAAUAUGAUUGAAAUGACUGAAUUAGUGGAGGACUUCUAUCCCUGUUUGACUGAAAGUGUGUCGUAUCAAAAUUACUGUGUGCGCUUUCAAACUUUACUUCAUUUGGAAGAAAUUGAAUAUUUCCUGCAAAUACGACAAUAUGACAGAGAGCGUGCACAUUUCAGUCGAGACGCGGAGUAUUUGGUUUUGCAGAUAGACAACUUAUCGGAAAAACGUCCUUCACUCAUGCUUGGCGAUAGUAUCCGCGUGUCGAAUCCAUGGGCGGAAGGAAUGGAUAAACGAUGCUACGAAGGGGUCAUUCAUAAAGUUUUGUUUGAUCGGAUACUGCUCAAAUUCAACCCAGGCUUUCAGCAAAAGUACAACGGGGAAGACUAUCGAGUGGAAUUCUUUUUUUCACGUUUCUCCUUCAGAAAGCAGCACUAUGCUCUCAAGAAAACCUACCACCAAAUGGGUCCCAACUUUCUAUUCCCAAAUAAAAUUCAUCUUCAAGAACGCCCUCAAUUGGAGGUGAGUUUGAAUGAAAAAUUCAAUCUUGUUAUAAAGGACGAAACUGCUGAAGUGAAGUGGUUCAAUGAGAAUUUGAAUGAUGUUCAAAAGAAAGCUAUAAAGAAUAUUUUGCGAGGUGAAGCUCGACCGAUGCCUUAUAUAAUAUUUGGUCCACCUGGAACUGGGAAAACGUUAACAUUAAUAGAGACAAUACUACAGUUGGUGACAUUGUUACCCGACAGUCGGUUGUUAGUCGGAACCCCGUCGAAUAGUUCGGCAGAUUUGAUUGCAACUCGUCUAAUUGGAUGCAAGGCACUGAGACCUGGUGAUUUUGUUCGACUAGUUUCACAGAAUGUCAUCGAGAAGGAUUUGAUCCCAGACCAUUUGAAACCAUAUUGUGCGACCGUGGACAUUGCUAUGGAAGGGACUUCAAGAGAUGGGAUGAUUAUUACCGACUCCGGAUUAAAGUUAAAAUGCCAAAUGAAACACAUGGGCCGCCAUCGAAUAACAAUAGGCACAUGUGUAGCGUUGGGCAGCUUAAUGCAAAUGGGAUUCCCGAAAGACCAUUUUACACAUAUUAUCAUCGAUGAAGCUGGACAAUGCAUUGAAACUGAAAACAUGAUCCCAAUCUCGCUCGUAGAUCAAUAUAAUGGUCAAGUCAUUUUGGCUGGCGAUCCAUUGCAACUGGGUCCAAUCAUUUUGAAUAAGUACGCUGUGGAAAAGGGUCUGGAUACAUCGUUUCUCCAGCGGAUAUUAGACAGGAUGCCUUAUCGUAAAGACCUCGAACGGUUUCCAGAUUGUGGUUACGAUCCACGAUUAGUCACUAAACUUAUUUACAACUAUCGGGCUUUGCCGAGUAUUUUGAAACUUUACAAUGAUCUGUUCUACGAUUCAGAACUACGACCAAUGAUUGACGAAGAGACAAGUCAGGAAAUUCAGAUUUUACGAUCAUUGUCAGAUAUUUUACCACAGAAUGAGAAUCGAUCACCUAAUCAUGCUGUGUUUUUCAUGGGUAUUCGUGGGGAGAACAAACAAGAGAGUGAUUCGCCGUCUUGGUAUAAUCCCGCCGAAGCUAAAAGUAUUUUCUUAUUCGUCUUGAAAUUGUAUAGAAAAAAUAUAAAUGCGAAGAAUAUCGGAAUCAUAACUCCUUAUCAGAAGCAGGUGAAAGCUAUUCGAAAUAUUUUCAUAGAAGCCGACAUAAUGCUUCCGAAAAUUGGAUCAGUGGAAGAGUUUCAAGGCCAGGAACGUGAUAUUAUCCUCAUUUCAACGGUUCGUUCACGUAAAUCAUUGAUUGAAAUGGAUCUUUUACAUUCCUUGGGCUUUGUGCGAAGUGAUAAGCGUUUGAAUGUAGCAAUCUCGCGGUCUCGUGCGCUUUUAAUUAUUUUCGGUAAUCCACACUUGUUACGUUUGGACAAAAGUUGGGAGCGACUCCUUAAGUACUGUAUAUCGAAUGAUGCAUAUACUGGUUGCGAUUUGCCUAGUGAAUUAAUGUGAUUUGAAUAUAUUUUCAUCUCUUUUUUUCCCCUUGUAGAGAUAUUAGUUUUAAUGUAAAAUUGGAAUAAAAUUAUCUGUAACACAGGAAAGAGUUUACGUAAUGUUUUCUAAUAAAUUUGAUUUUAAGAUGA